Triticum turgidum subsp. durum (durum wheat) is the source of this 555-nucleotide messenger RNA. The record is from the annotation of a GenBank genome assembly. Lineage: Eukaryota; Viridiplantae; Streptophyta; Magnoliopsida; Poales; Poaceae.
AUGGCCUCUUUCUUCAAUAGCGGCAGUGUCCUCUUCUUGCUCUUUGUCGUCCUCUUUGCGGCCACUCAGGCUACUCCUGUUGACAAUUUGCUCCCCGUAUGCAAGACCGUCGGCGGCGGCAGUAAAUACGUGGGCAUCCAGUUCUGUCUGGACACCCUCCACUCCGACCCCCGUAGCGCAAACGGUGGAAACUACCAAGAGCUUGCGGUCGUCACAGUCGACCUCCUCACGGCCAACGCCACCCGUACCAAGGCCAAGAUUGAUGGCCUUCUCGGCGAUGGCGACCGCAAGACUGAGGACGCCACCAGGCGGUCCCUCAGGUCGUGCCUGGCUCUUUUUGACGGCAUAUUGCAGAGCCAGCCUGGCUGUGCGGCGGCCGUCAAGGACGGGAAGUUCAGCGAGGCGACCUCGUCCCUGGAGAAAUCGGCGGCCGCAGCGAAGGAGUGCCAGGGUGGCUUCAGCAAGAGCAACGUGGCGUCGCCGGUGACAGUGGAGAACGACAACGCUUUCCAGCUCGCAAAGCUCGCCGUCGCCUUGAUUCGUGUUACCUCAUAG